AAAAGGAGAAAACAAUAAAAUUUGUUCCUUUAUUGUUGAUUGCUUUCCUUGAAAGAUUCUGUCGAAUUUCUUUUUGAAUUUUUCGUCGAUAUAAAGUUGCGGUAAGCAUGGAAGCAAGUGCUUGUCCCGACGAGUACGAGCAUACGAUACCUGGUGUCAUGUAUAUAGUAAAUAAUAUACCAGGUUCUGGAAUAGAUAUAGAAGAUUUCGAAUCCGUGUACUCGGUAGGUUGUUCGUGUACGAGCCACUGUACCGAUUGUUCAUGUACACGUGGCUCUCCUAAUUAUAUCAACGGUGUAUUAGCGGAAAAACUAUCAGGGCCAAUAGUCGAAUGCAACUGUUACUGCAGUUGCAAAAAAGAUUGCGGUAACCGAGUAGUACAGAAUGGUCCAUUGAAUAGCUUAAAAGUAUCGAAAAUCGGUGAGAAAGGUUUUGGUCUUUUCACCAGCAAGUUGAUCAGGAAAGGUCAAUUUAUUUGUGAAUAUGCCGGUGAAGUGAUAGGUAUCGAAGAAGCUCGACACAGAGUCGAAGCGAAUAAAAAUAGUAUGAAUUAUGUUCUCGUGGUCUCUGAGCAUAUCGGAGAUCAGACUAUCGUAACAUGCAUAGAUCCUAAGUAUUUCGGAAACAUUGGACGUUACGCUAAUCACAGUUGCGAACCGAAUGCUAAUCUCGUACCUAUAAGAGUAGAAGGAACGACACCUCGGUUAUGUUUAUUCGCGUCUAGAGAUAUACAAGUUGGCGAGGAAAUAACUUUUAGCUAUGCUGACGGAAUUGCCGAUUCCGCCCGUACUUUUAGUAAAACGCGCUGCCUUUGCGGUUCCAGCAACUGUGUUGGCUACCUGCCUCACAACACUAUUUAAAAAUAUUAAGAUUCGGUACGUUUCGUGUUCCAUUAAGUUAAGCACGUUCAAUGGAGUAACUGGGUAAAGAUCGGGGUGAGCUUGCCCUCUUAAAAAUGUUAAUUAAAAAUUCUCGAAUGAGGACAUUUCUGAAAGUCAUCUGGUCACACGUUUGGACGAGACGUUGACAAUAUCUGUAAAGCUUACCCCAAACGAAAGACCUAGCUACACCAAUGAGUACAUUACAAAGUGUUCCUGAAAUUCUGAUCAAUUGACCCAGAACUUAUUUACCUUUGAAAUAAUUUGUAAACGCGAAUAUUGUACUUGUUUAAGAAGGGUGGUACUCGAAGUAAACGAAUUGUUAGGUCGUAGAGAAAUACGAAUCUUCUGUACUAUUGUAAUGAAUGCAGGGUAAAAUUAUCGAAAUCGGAAAAAUAUAUCAAAUACUCUGUAACCGAUGUAAUUCCAUAAUAACACAAUAUUAUUAUCGAAAUCUCGAUUUAAUACCUAACGUUAUAUACAUAUUAAACAUUUUUGUAACAGUCGACAAUGCGUUAAUUACAUACUGUAUAAUAAUGCAAUAUAUACAUAUUUAUACGGGAUAUACGUAUUCGGCCAUAACUUAACAGAUAAUUAUUAAACGUAGAAUAUUGUAUCAUGUAUUUACUGUCAUUUAAGAUGUUCAAACUUUUAAAUAGCGAUUGGAAAAUAUAUUUGUUUU
This is a messenger RNA of Megachile rotundata (alfalfa leafcutting bee), 1560 nucleotides long. RefSeq names its product histone-lysine N-methyltransferase SETMAR. Gene Ontology annotation, molecular function: histone methyltransferase activity; protein binding; zinc ion binding. NCBI's taxonomy places the organism in Eukaryota, Metazoa, Arthropoda, Insecta, Hymenoptera, Megachilidae. The record is from RefSeq and is a predicted model, not a curated record. Gene Ontology annotation, cellular component: nucleus.